Argiope bruennichi is the source of this 1109-nucleotide messenger RNA. RefSeq names its product glutathione S-transferase-like. Gene Ontology annotation, biological process: glutathione metabolic process. The coding region runs from base 62 to 727 and encodes 221 amino acids. Gene Ontology annotation, molecular function: glutathione transferase activity. Lineage: Eukaryota; Metazoa; Arthropoda; Arachnida; Araneae; Araneidae. The record is from RefSeq and is a predicted model, not a curated record. The transcript has a single exon.
GAACUUUUUACUAGAGCUGUCUUUGCCUGUUUGCCUGCUGUAAUUGUGCCUGUUCUUCAAAAUGCCAAAACCUGUAGUGGGAUACUGGGAAGUCCGUGGUCUUGCAGAGCCCAUAAGAUACCUUCUUCACUACAAAAAUGUUGAUUUUGAAGACAAAAGGUAUCAAUUAUCUGACCGUGAACCAUGGGAAAAAGAUAAGUUCACUCUAAACUUGGAUUUCCCGAAUUUACCCUACUACAUCGACGACGAUGUCAAGCUGACUCAAAGCGUCACCAUCAUGAGAUAUCUGGCAGAAAAAUAUGGACUUGAUGGCAAGACAAAAGCAGAGAAACUCCGUGUGUCUUUAGCCGAGCAACAGGUAAUCGAUUUCCGUACCAGUAUUACCCGACUCUUCUACGACCCAAAUUUCGAAAAACUUAAGCCAGAAUUUGUGAAGAAAGUACCAGCACAACUGAAACUAGUUGCUGACUUUCUUGGAAACAGAAAGUUCCUAGCAGGGGACAAUGUUACCUACGUUGAUUUCAUGGCUUAUGAUGCCCUCGACUACUAUUUGUACCUCGUUCCUAACGGUUUUGCCGACUACCCAGCUUUGAAAGAGUAUCACCUGAGGAUCCGAAACUUACCAGAGCUCCAGGCAUAUUUGAAAUCACCACAGUACGUACGAUGGCCCGUUGUCUCUUUUCAUGCACAGUUCGGAGGCAAAGGUCCAGAACCAAAACAAGAAUGACUUUAAAUCCUUUAAUCAUACAUCUAGUUAAGAAAUCUGUUUAUGAUAUUUUUCAUAAUUUUUAACAGUUAAAAGUUGUCCAAAUUUUGCUUAUUAUUUUAAAAUUAUAAUUUAAAUAGUCAAUUUUUUAGUGCAAAUGUAACAAAAUUUCAAGUGCUUGAUCAUUGAAUAUUUAUAAGCAUAAUAAAAUUUUUAUAAGCAUUUAAACAAAAAUUGUGAAGCCUUUUAUUAUUGUGAAAUUAAAAUAUCUUAUUUUUGUAGUAUUAAUUUAUUUGAAGUAAAUGCAAAUAUUUUAUUUUAUAUAUAUUUGUUAUUUAAUAUCGAAACAUCUAUGUGGAGGAAAUAUUUUUACCUGAUGUCAAUAAACUUAUAUUUGAAGUUA